CCUUCUCCCCCAGUGCCUUUCCUCCCUGGCUCCCUAGUUCCCUCUCUUCCCUGGUGGUUUCUCCCCGCAGAGACCUGCUCUUCGCACCGUGCUGCACUCCGAUCGGCGAUUUAGCUUUUCCAAAUAUUACACAGAGUGCCGCAACCCCGAGCUCCAAUUUCUUCCUCUUUUUGGAAGCCUAUCCAAGCAAAGACCAUACUCAGAGUUCGAUUCCACGAUGGCGGCCCGUAUAGAGCGUUGUCCUGUGGGGGCGGCCAUAUUCUGUGUCUACAGCGCCUCUUUCCGAAACAGAACAAAGUCCCCGUUAGAGAACCGGCGCUGCGUUAACAGCUUGCCGCUUGCGGUUUCUGAGGUGACUGUGAGCCUGCAAUACCGACCGCCCCUGUGGGAGGAGCUAGAGGCCGGACAGGAAGCGGAAGUGGUCCCCGGAAGGCUGUCUGGCAGCGCCUGCCGCAAGCAGCUCUAUGGUUUAACGCGGAGCGGCCUCUGAGGUGGUUUGGCUGGUCGUGAGUAGGCGUUCUCCUGGCGCAGUGGUGAAGAGCUCGGCUGCUAAGUCAAAAGGUUUCUUUGUGUUUUGGGGGAGCCUUUGGGCCAGAUCGUCCUCCAGACUCUAGCCCAUCUCUCCCUAGCAGCUCUGGUUGAGUUACAGAUGUCCAUCAGGGUUCAGGCUGCUGAGAGAAGAAGAGUUGAAGCCCACUGUGGACAUGUCAGCUCAUUGGACCUUGCCCCAGGAAUCCUUGGUCCUGGCUCCAGAGGAACAUGGCAGCUCACGUGAGGAAUUAGUGUCCUUCAAGGAUGUGGCUGUAGAUUUCAGCAGAGAGGAGUGGCAGUACUUAGACCCUGAUCAGAGAAACCUGUACCGAGAUGUGAUGUUGGAGACUUACAGCCACCUGCUUUCAGUAGGGUAUCAGGGUCCCAAACCAGAUUUCUUCACGGUGGAGCAAGGAAAGGAGCAGGGUGAGAGCCCUCAUCAGAGCUGUCCAGAAGAAUUGCAGCAGAUUGGUGACCAGAUAGAGAACUAUCAGGAAAAAGAAAAGAAAUCUUUAAGUCAUGUUGUUUUCAUGAAGAAGAUCUUGAAUACAGAGAAGGAUUAUGAACAUAAGGACAUAAGAAAAAUAAUUCAUGUGAGCCCAAACCUUAUUCCUUCCCAAGAAGGAACCUAUCAACAUGACUCAUUUGGAAAUGGGUUGAAAUGUAAUUUACGUUUACACAGUCAUAAUAGAAACAGCACAUCAAAGAAUGUUAAUAAGAUUGUCAAGUAUGGUAAAAUUUCUUCAAAUAUGGAUCAUGAAAAUACUCCAACAGGAGAGAAAUUAGGGGACUAUAAUCAAUGUGGAAAAAUCUUCAGCUAUAAACAAGCACCUUCCCAACAUCAGAAAAUUCAUACUAAGGAGAAACCCGAUGAACAUGCUGAAUUUGGAAAGGUCUUCACUCAGAAGUUGCAAUUCAAGGUACGUCGGAAGUUUCACACAGGAGAAAAACUCUAUAUAUGUAUUGAAUGUGGGAAGGCUUUUGCACAGAAGCGAGACUAUAUUACACACCAGAAAAUUCACACUAGAGAGAAGUCCUUUAAGUGCGAUGAAUGUGGAAAAGCCUUUUUCCAUAUGUCUUCUCUCUUCAGGCAUCAGAGAAUUCAUACUGGAAAAAAACCCUAUAAAUGCAGUGAAUGUGGAAAAGGCUUCUUUUAUAGUUCAGAUCUCAGUAUACAUUGGAAAAUUCACACUGGAGAGAGACACCAUGAAUGCAGUGAUUGUGGCAAAGCAUUCAUGCAAAAGUCCACUCUCAAGAUGCAUCAAAAAAUUCAUACAGGAGAGAGAUCCUUUAUAUGUAUUGAAUGUGGACAAGCCUUCAUCCAGAAGACACACUUGAUUGCACACAGAAGAAUUCAUACUGGAGAAAAGCCAUACGUAUGCAAUGACUGUGGGAAAUCCUUUGCUUCCAAAUCACAACUCCAGGUACAUCAACGAAUUCACACAAGAAUAAAGCCCUGUAUAUCUACUGAAUGUGGGAAGGUCUUCAACAGCAGUUCCCAGCUCAUUACACAUAAGAAAGCUCAAAUUAGAGAGAAGUCUUCUAUCUGUACUGAAUGUGGGAAGGCCUUUACCUACAGGUCAGAGCUAAUUACACAUCAGAGGAUUCACACUGGAGAGAAACCCUAUGAAUGCAGUUAUUGUGGAAAAGCCUUCGCUCAGAAGUCAGCACUCACAGUUCAUCAGAGAAUUCAUACUGGAGAAAAAUCAUAUUUAUGCAUGAAAUGUGGGCUGGCCUUCAUCCAGAAGGCCCACUUGAUUGCACAUCAAAUAAUUCAUACUGGAGAGAAACCUUAUAAAUGUGGUUACUGUGAGAAAUCAUUUACUUCCAAGUCACAACUCCAUGUGCAUAAACGAAUUCACACAGGAGAGAAGCCCUAUAUGUGCACUAGAUGUGGGAAGGCCUUCGCCAGUAGGUCAAAUCUCAUUACACAUCAGAAAACUCAUACAGGAGAGAAAUCUUACAGAUGUCACAAAUGUGGAAAGGCCUUCACUCAACAAUCAGACUUGAUUACACAUCAGAGAAUUCAUACUGGAGAGAAACCUCAUGAGUGCACUACCUGUGGAAAAGCCUUCACCCAGAAGUCACACCUCAAUAUACAUGAGCAAAUUCAUAGUGGAGAGAGACAGUAUGAAUGCCAUGAAUGCGGGAAAGCCUUCAACCAGAAAUCAGUACUCAGUGUGCAUCAGAAAAUUCAUACUGGAGAGAAACCCCAUGUAUGCCCUGAGUGUGGAAAAGCCUUCAUCCGGAAGUCAAACUUCAUUACCCAUCAGAGAAUCCAUACUGGAGAGAAGCCUUAUGAAUGCAGUGAUUGUGGGAAAUCCUUCACUUCGAAAUCUCAGCUCCAAGUGCAUCAACAAAUUCACACAGGAGAGAAACCCUAUGUUUGUGUUGAGUGUGGGAAAGCCUUUAGUGGCAGGUCAAAUCUCAGUAAGCACCAGAAAACUCACACUGGAGAAAAGCCCUACGUCUGUUUUGAAUGUGGGAAAACAUUCAGGCAGAAUUCAGAAUUGAUUACACAUGAGAGAAUUCAUACAGGAGAAAAACCUUAUGAAUGCAGUGACUGUGGGAAAUCUUUCACUAAGAAAUCACAGCUCCAAGUGCAUCAGCGAAUUCACACAGGAGAGAAGCCCUACAUUUGUACUGAGUGUGGGAAGGCCUUCACUGAUAGGUCAAAUUUGAAUAAACACCAGACAACGCAUACUGGAGACAAACCCUUCAAGUGUGUCAUCUGUGGGAAAGGUUUCUUUCAGAAAUCUGUGCUCGAUGUGCAUCAGAAUAUUCACACUUGAGAGAAACUAAGAAAACCGAGGUCAGGUCUGAUUGUACAUUGUUGAAUUCAUGCAAUAUAAAAAGUAUGUAUGUUAUUGUAGGUAGAGGUGCUUCCAUCCGGAUGUCACACGUGACUAUUCAGAAGAGGGACUCUAAGAGGACACUGAAUGAGGGGGAAUCUUCCCACAUUGUCACUAGCAUCAUAAAAUCUUGGGCCAGUCAUCUUGGGAAGGAAAUGAAAAUAUGGUGGAUCAUUAUUGUCAAAUUCUUCAUAGAAAAGAUUAAAUUAUGUUAAUGAUAAUCGUGUUAGUCUAGAAUGGGUACAACGCCAACAAGUGGAAUGGUAGAACAAUAUACACAAUAGGGAUAAACUCUUAAGUUCUUUGGGGUGUAUGUUGCAGAACAUACUGUCUGCCAGAGUUGUAUGUUUUCAUUCUUCUGUUUAACACAGCUAUGCAUACAUAUCCAAUCCCUCACUGAGUAUUUUUAUCAAGGAAGAGAUACCACAAUAAAUGAAAAAAUUCUUCAUGUAUACAGACAAUACCCUCAUAGUGUCUGAUGACCCCAGUUAGCUCCAAGCAUCAUGACUUGUAAUCCCCCUCAUUACCCAUCAGUUGGGUGUCUUAGACUUACAUGAGCCCCCAGUGCAUUUUCUUUUGAUGCCUAAUACUUCCGACAGCCAAUUUCUUGUGACAAUGCCUGAUGCCUGCCCAUUAGUGCUAAACACCAUGUCUUCUUACUGCUGUUAUCUCCCAGACAGUGUCUGGUGACACUAAUUUAGCUCACAGCAUAGUCUCUUGUGAACUACUACACUCAAGAGGGCUUCAGUGAUAAAAGUAUUUUCAGAUCACCUGGGUCAACUGUUUACCCCUGUCUCCCUUCUGCUGUCACAGUUCUCCCAACUCAUUCUCCUUAAAGUCCUGACCUGCGUAAUUAAAAUAACAAAUCAGUAACUCAAAGCAAACCCCAACAUAUAUUCUGUCCCUCUUCAUGCCAUAUACUCCACAAAAACCAUCUUUAUGUGCUACACACAGCAGGUCCUACCGCAGGGUUUUUGUAUUUGCUGUGUCCUUUAUUAUAUCUGAGUGGUUUCCUCACUUAUGUCUUUACUCCAGUGUCACAGAGGCCUUGCUGCUCUUCCUGCCUGGUUUAAAAUUCCGAUCAUCCAUGCACCCCCCCUCCUUUAUUGUUCUUCAUGUACUGCCAUGACACCCUGCUUUGUGUCUCCCCCACUAGAACUUUUGGCCUGUUUUGUUCACUGCUUUGAUCCUAGACCCAUGCCUUAUAUACAGCAGGCACUCCAUAAAUGAAUGUUGUGGAGUAUUGACCCCUACUCAUCCUGUGACCCUUCUCUGAUUUUUCUAUAUUGCAGCAUAAGAGGCUCCAGUGGAGACAACCAACUUGCCUAAAACCUACCAGGCUGUUUCACCUCCAGGCUUUACCUGGGCUGUGCCCCUUCCUAUCCCUAAAGUUGAAAAGUCAUUGUAAAAAGUUUGACCUGAUGCCAAUCCAUUUAAAGAAGGGAAAACAAAGCAGAGGAAAUCCCAAGGGGAUGCUCAGUGUUCCAGUAUCCCCAUCAGGAUUCCCAAAUCCCAUGGUCAGCUUCAGAGUGACUGGAAAAAAGGCUUUGCCUGCCCUAGAACCUCAUCCUGCCUUGACCAAUGUGCCCUCGGAGCCAGAGGGCAGAUGGGAGUGGGCCUUCCUCAGAAGUUAGGUUGGCCCGAGACUGGAGUGGGAACAGCCUCACAGAUGUGAACAGCAUCUGGGAAGCUGCACCAGAAGAAGGAUGUAUCCCUAGGCCAGUCUGUUGGUGAUGCCAGGAGUGGCAUACAGGCAUGCAGGAUGUGCAGAGAUGGUCUUCCCUUUGCUAUGAACAGAUAAGCAAGGUGGGUAGCUGGAGGAAAGCUACUGGUAUCCCAGCAUGAGAUUUGCUUCCCAGCAACUCUGACAAUUGUACUGAAGUAGGCACCACAGGGGAGGUAGUUUCUCCAGCUGAUUUUUAACCCAUUAUAUCAUUAAUCAGGAACUGCAGGUGUACAAACUUAAUCUUAUAGCUAGAAAAUGGGAGGGAGUGUUCUUUCUGGUCAUGCACCCAUGUUAUACUGUUUGAGUCUGAACAAAGACGCAGCAGUAUGGUAACAGGAUGGUCAGACCAGGUGCUGCUGAACAAAAGUCCUUUCCUCACCCCCUUUCCCUGUUCCCGUGCAUUCUAAGGUAAACCCCUAGACCCCUUUGCCUCGUGGUCUUUCAUGUGCAGUGUAUCUUGGGGCCUUAAUGUGUGCAGAAGAGAUUUCCUCUGUUAACUCACCCUGAGGUCUGAGGUGGACUGACCUCAUAAUGAAUCUUACUAAAUUCAUCUGUAUCUUAACCCCUAUGUAAGUAAGUAAAAACUUGUAAUCUCAUCACUGGGUAAUGUCAAUUAAUUACCGAGAGGUACAGCCCUCUACAAACCCAUUUUACAUCAUGGCUCACAACAGAAGUAGAGAGGGGCACAAACGAACAGUAUUAGGUCAAGGGGGUGGGGCCGCAGAAGAUGGGGCUAGGCAUUCCCCCUAAAACACCCCCCACCAUGCACAGUAUCUGUCUUAGUAACACCUUCAGGCAGUGUUUGGCCACACCUUACUGGGUCCAUUAACCUGCCUUAAUGAGUAUCUGCUGAUCCAUCCUUAGUUCUUUCUCUCCUUCACAGAAUGUGAUGAUCAAUCAUAUACCCUUUCCCACCUUUGAACAGUGUCUUAAAAAAAAAAAAAAAAACCA
This is a messenger RNA of Loxodonta africana (African savanna elephant), 6060 nucleotides long. RefSeq names its product zinc finger protein 585A (gene ZNF585A). The record is from RefSeq and is a predicted model, not a curated record. The transcript is spliced from 5 exons. Gene Ontology annotation, molecular function: DNA-binding transcription repressor activity, RNA polymerase II-specific; RNA polymerase II cis-regulatory region sequence-specific DNA binding. NCBI's taxonomy places the organism in Eukaryota, Metazoa, Chordata, Mammalia, Proboscidea, Elephantidae. Bases 705 to 3323 code for a protein of 872 amino acids. Gene Ontology annotation, cellular component: nucleoplasm. Gene Ontology annotation, biological process: regulation of transcription by RNA polymerase II.